Drosophila teissieri is the source of this 461-nucleotide messenger RNA. RefSeq lists its product as uncharacterized. The coding region runs from base 47 to 340 and encodes 97 amino acids. Lineage: Eukaryota; Metazoa; Arthropoda; Insecta; Diptera; Drosophilidae. The record is from RefSeq and is a predicted model, not a curated record. The transcript is spliced from 2 exons.
GUACUCAUUCCCACUUCCAUAGCGUUUCAAAUCGGUCGAUAGCAAAAUGAAGAACCUUUUGGCAGCGUUCUUGGUCGUGGCAUUAGCUUCUCUACCCGAAUUGCCAGGAGUUACAGCCCCAGCAGUGGAACUUAUGUCCCAUUGUGUCGCCUGUCAGGACGAAUUCCGAGGCAAGUUGGUCUGCGCUUUCAUUAAUGGGUGCUACUUGGACAUAGAGUACUGCUCCAUGCUGGUCUUCAAUUGUGGACGCCAACAGCACCACAAACACCUGUUCCUGGUGGUAAACGAGGGCAAGUGCCAGCCAGUUCGGGGAUUCAAAUGCGAGUCCAUGGACUUUUAAAUUUGACGGAGGCUCUACACAUUUAUUUAUUGAUGCAAUGAUUACAUUUGAAGAGGUUAAUCUAACUGAAAUGUGUGACAAUAUGCUGAUUAAAACUUGACAAUGUGUCCGGUGAAAUAGA